AUGGCCUCCGCCACCGGAAUCCCCGAGCAGCAUCUCAGCUCCGCCAACAACGGCCACGGUGAGCAGGAACCGCUGCUCGGCCGUCCUGGCGAUGCCUCGCAAAAGGAGGGCAAAUCGCUGGCCUGGAAUCUGAUCCUCGGCACCGGCAUCAUCGCGCAAGCCGGCAUCUGGAUCCUCACUGCCAUUGUAUGGGCCGGCAUUCUGUCCCACGACUUGAUACUCUUCUCUGCUCAUCCGCUGCUCAACUCUGCUGGGGUGUUGCUCAUCACCCAAGCCGCCCUCAUCUUGCAACCCACACACACGCCUGACCAGAAGCGCCAAGGCACCUACGUCCAUUCCGUCCUGAACCACGUUGGCGUUCUCGCAUUGCUCUCUGGUCUCGUCGUCAUUGAGGUGAACAAGGAGCGCGGUGGCCUGGAUCAUCUGGAGUCUCCACAUGCCAUCCUCGGUAUCAUCACCUACGUCUUCCUGGUGCUGCAGGUCAUCGUCGGCUUCACUCAGUUCUUCACACCUGGAGUCUACCGGGGCGUCGACAGGGCGAAGAAGAUCUACAAGUACCACCGAUUCUUCGGCUAUGUGACAUUCGUGCUCGCACUCGUGACCAUUGCAGCUGCGACCCGGACCACCUUCAACGUCAACGUCUUGCACAUCCAACUCUGGGCUGUCAUCGUUGCAUCUCUCAUCACUCUUGCCGGCAUUAUUCCGAGGAUCAAGAGACAGAAACUCGGCGUGUAG
This is a messenger RNA of Lasiodiplodia theobromae, 735 nucleotides long. RefSeq names its product Cytochrome b561. NCBI's taxonomy places the organism in Eukaryota, Fungi, Ascomycota, Dothideomycetes, Botryosphaeriales, Botryosphaeriaceae. Gene Ontology annotation, molecular function: transmembrane monodehydroascorbate reductase activity. The coding region runs from base 1 to 735 and encodes 244 amino acids. The record is from RefSeq and is a predicted model, not a curated record. The transcript is spliced from 3 exons.